CAGUGGAAACCUGGCAACAAGGGCCUCCCUGUCCUCCAGCCUGGCGACAGCCACACCACACCCAGGCCUGGCUCCAGACACAGCCGUCCAGGGAGGGAUGUGCUGUCCUCCUGCACAUCUCCCCUCAUCCUGAGGCCAGCCUCUAGGAGGUGGACAGCCCGCAGCAGGGGAGCCCCAUGAUGCUGGACUCAUCGGUGGCAGAUCAGAUCACCCACCUGACCCUGAAGCUCUUGGAGCAGAAGCUGGAGCAAGAGCGAGGGAACACAGAAGUGAACUCGGAGGGCCCUCCCCUGGUGCCAGGACAUGAGGCCAGUCCAGACGAGGCCUUGCCCCGUGCUCUGAGGAGGAGGAAGGACCUUCUGCAGAGACUCUGGGAACAGCAGCUCCUAGAUGAGCAGCCCCAGCCCCGCGCCUGGAGGGGGCCACAUGGAGGAGCCCCCAGGCCAGCCCUGUACCCAGAAGUGCCCCCUGUGGGUGUCUACCAGGCUGCCUCCACGCCCCUGCAGGCCCCCGAGCCUCUGAGGAUCAUCCAGCACCCGGUCUCCCAGCCUCCUGCCACCAUCAUUCAGCAGCUCCCUCAGCCGCCACUCGUCGCCCAGAUUCCUGCUCCUCAGGCCUUUCCUGCUCAAAGGUCAGGAAGCAUCAAAGAAGACAUGGUGGAGAUGAUGUUGAUGCAGAAUGCGCAAAUGCACCAGAUCAUCAUGCACAACAUGCUACUCAAAGCCCUCCCACCUGCAGCAGUGCCUGGGGGAUCACACAUUCCACAGCAGGAUCUGCAGUGGGCGCCCCAGGUCAUCCUGAGAGCCGAGAGGCAGAGGCCAGCCCCUGUGCACCACCACCACCACUACGCAUCCCCUGCUCCGCUGCAGGCUAGCCCUGCACCUGGCACCCCUGUUGGCUAUUCUACGUGGCCUCCAGUGGUUACAGCCACUGCCCUGCCCGCAACCAGCAGCUUCCUGCCCACCAUGCGCCAUGUGGCUGGCCCCAUGGUGGCACUGGACAGUGAUCUGCCCUCACAGGCUCCAGGAGUGUGAGCCCCUGGGUCCAGCUUGGUGAGCAGCAAGGUCUUCCCCCUCCAGAGGGAAAACCAGGUGAAUGCCUCACCGAGGUGAAACACAAAUUUCAUAAGGAAAGAAUUCAAGAAAAACACAGUUCAGGGUUCUCAACAGAAAAAGAUUAACAGCUUUAACUACAUAAAAAUUUAAACAUUCCUAUGGGGAAACAUAAGAAAGUCAAAUUGGAGCGAGGAUGCAGCUCAGUGCUAGAGUGCUUGACUAGUGUGCGUGAGGACUGUGUGAGACCCAGCACCCCCGUGCACGUGAAAGUUUCCUCACGGUAGGAUGUGGUGUGAUUCCCUUUGAGCCACACAUAUGCAUGCAUGCGUGCUGCUGGCUUGCCUGACUCUGUCCCUCAAGUCAAAAGCAAGUGCCUGAGGGUGGGCCUGCACAGCGUGGGUAGGACGGCUCCUCUAGUCUUGUCAACGGUUCUUAUCACAUGUGCCCAAUACCUACGCGCUUUAAAUAAAGAGUGUUCUUUGGUUACUAUUCUUGGUGGAAUUAUGUUCCCUUCCUGUUUUAAUGUUGUUUUUUAAAAGUGUUGAUUUUAAGUAUUCUGCGUAAGCGUUCAUUCACUUUCCUGUAGGGUAAUUUCCCGGUCACUAAGCUCUUCACAGCAGGGCCCCUCAGGCUGGAGCAAGAUGAGCAGGGCUGACAGCCACACAUGGGCCUCCCUCCUGGCUGCCCUGGCUCUCAGAAUAGCUUCCCACAGAUGAAGAGGACGUGAGGCCCAUGGGAACAGACACGUUGAGCCUUACGCCAGUCCCCUUCCCUCAGUGCUGUUCUGAAUGUGAUUCCAGGACUGCUCUUGUUAAAACCAGGCAUGAAAAGGCCUGACCUGAUCUAUUUUCAGGCCGACUUUUCCUUUCCUUUCUCCCCCACCCAGGAUUGACCCCAGGCAGGGCAAAUGCUCUACCAUUGAGCCCCAUUCCC
Molecule: messenger RNA, 1988 nt
Organism: Sciurus carolinensis (gray squirrel)
Lineage: Eukaryota; Metazoa; Chordata; Mammalia; Rodentia; Sciuridae
Gene: C9H21orf58
Product: chromosome 9 C21orf58 homolog
Exons: 8
Coding region: 177-1034 (285 amino acids)
Source: RefSeq, a predicted model, not a curated record